UCUUUUCUCUAUCAACAAACCCGCCAAAAUCGCAUCCCAAUCUCCAGAAAGAAUAGCAGCACUCUCUCUCAUAUCAAAAAUGUCCUCUCUCGACCUCUGCACAUCUUCUCUCUCUAAAACUCUCUCUCUCCUCUCACCCAUAUCCAGGGCUCCUACCUCCUUUCUCUCUCCACCUCCUCCUCGCUUCUCUCUCUUCAACCACUCCCAUUCCCUUUCUGUCGGUACCGCCAACCACCACCGCCUCCUCAAUCUUCUUCGCCGCGUUUCUCAGCCAUCCGCCGGUGAACUCGCUGGCGCACAUGACGACGCCGCUGAAGAAAUUGAAGACUCCUCCGGCUGUGGUGAUGAGGAGGAGGAGGUUGACGAUGGAACUUAUGCAAUCGAUGUGGAAGCGCUCGAAGAAGAAGCACGAGAGGCCGUUCGAGAGUACUCCCUUUCUUUGUCUCGCGAAUUGAGAAUCGAAGAUGAAACAAAUAUUCAGAAGGAAACUCGUGGAAGGCAGCUGAGGUGUAAGAGUACCAUUAGAAAUAUCCCUGAUUGUCUUCUUCCAAAGGUUGCCAUUGUUGGAAGGCCAAAUGUUGGUAAAUCAGCAUUAUUUAAUCGGCUGGUUGGGGGUAACAAAGCAAUUGUGGUGGAUGAACCUGGGGUCACCAGGGAUCGCUUGUACGGUAGAUCCUUUUGGGGGGAAUAUGAAUUUAUGGUUGUUGAUACGGGCGGUGUUCUAUCAAUCUCCAAGUCUCAGGCUGAGGUUAUGGAAGAAUUGGCCAUCACGACAACCAUUGGAAUGGAGGGGAUUCCACUUGCCACCAGGGAGGCAGCUGUUGCCAGGAUGCCCUCAAUGAUUGAGAGACAAGCUGCUGUAGCUGUGGAGGAGUCUUCAGUCAUUAUAUUUCUUGUUGAUGGCCAGGCAGGUCUAACAGCAGCUGAUGUGGAAAUAGCAGACUGGCUGCGGAAGAACUUCUCACACAAGUGUAUCAUUCUUGCUGUAAACAAGUGUGAAUCUCCACGUAAAGGAAUUAUGCAAGCAUCAGAAUUCUGGUCAUUGGGGUUACAACCACUUCCUGUAUCUGCUCUUUCGGGGACUGGAACGGGAGUGCUUCUCGAUCUUGUUUGUUCGGGGCUGAGAAAAAUCGAGGCUCCAGGGAAUCUUGAUGAAGAAACCUAUGUUCCUGCAAUUGCUAUUGUUGGACGACCAAAUGUUGGUAAAAGUAGCAUUUUGAAUGCUUUAGUUGGAGAGGACAGAACAAUUGUCAGUCCAAUCAGUGGUACCACUCGUGAUGCUAUUGACACCGAAUUUACUGCACCAGAUGGCCAGAAAUUCCGGCUUAUUGAUACUGCUGGAAUUAGAAGAAGGGCUGUAGUAGCUUCAUCAGGUAGCACAACAGAGGCUUUAUCUGUUAACCGAGCAUUUCGUGCCGUUCGUCGUUCUGAUGUUGUAGCACUUGUCAUUGAAGCCAUGGCCUGUAUCACAGAACAGGAUUGGAGGAUUGCUGAAAGGAUAGAAAGAGAGGGUAAGGGUUGCCUAAUUGUAGUAAACAAGUGGGAUACUAUACCAAAUAAAAAUCAACAAACUGCGACAUAUUAUGAGCAAGACGUCAGGGAUAAGCUCCGCAUUCUUGGAUGGGCACCUAUUGUUUACUCAACUGCAAUAGCUGGGCAUAGCGUUGAGAAGAUCCUUGUUGCUGCUAGUAUUGUUGAAAAGGAGAGAUCAAGACGGCUAACAACUUCAAUAAUAAAUCAAGUGGUACGAGAGGCUGUAGCUUUUAAAUCACCUCCAAGGACCCGAGGUGGCAAGAGAGGACGUGUUUAUUACUGCACUCAGGCAGCUAUUAGGCCACCCACGUUUGUUUUCUUUGUGAAUGAUGCAAAACUUUUCCCAGAGACAUACAGACGUUAUAUGGAGAAGCAACUGCGAUCAGAUGCUGGGUUUUCUGGGACACCUAUUCGUCUCUUGUGGCGCAGCAGAAGAAAAAUGACAAAAGAUGACGGUCGGUAUGAAGAGCUAAUAUUGCCACAAGUCACUGAUGGCAGGGUUUCAACAACAAAAACACAAGCAAAUCUCACAUUGCGGGAUAACAAAUUGUCAAUAAUAGCUACAUGAAUCGAUACAAUGUUUUUGACAUCUAAAACAUCAGCUGGGAUCGAUAUUUGUCCACGUACGGGAGCUUCAUUUUCGGCUAGAAGUUACCGAAACCAACCCACAGUGUGAAAACUUCUGAUUAUCAGUCCUGAAGGGGAGAUAUGUGAGCUGCUGUUUAUUGGUAAAAAUCUAUUUGUUCUCCCUCUCUCUCUCUCUCUCUCUCUCUCAUUAUGAGUGACACAAGCUUUGCACGAAACUAACCAAUGAUGUGUGGAAAGGUGAGAAAGAUACUAUACUUCAAUUUUGAUGAUAAUCUAGUUUAUUUUUUCUUCAAGUUUUGGUCCCCAAUUUUUAAUGAUAAUCUAUCCAUUAUAUGUACUAUCUGCCUAACUAAUAAAUAAGCAUCAAGGUGGUUGGAAGUUGUAAAAUGAUGUGAGGCAUACCUUGUUUGGCUGUUCUUUUAUGAUAUCUUUAUUUGUCUAAAAUAUGAAGAAAAAAAAAAUGUCGGUGGUUUUGUUAUAACUUGAA
Messenger RNA from Camellia sinensis, 2608 nucleotides. Its product is annotated as GTP-binding family protein. Gene Ontology annotation, molecular function: GTP binding. Lineage: Eukaryota; Viridiplantae; Streptophyta; Magnoliopsida; Ericales; Theaceae. Gene Ontology annotation, cellular component: chloroplast. The record is from RefSeq and is a predicted model, not a curated record.